AUGGGUCGCAGCGCAAAGUUUUAUAAACGGACGGACAAGAAAAAGACCAGUAGCGCAGGAUCAGCCCCUAGAUCCGCUGUCCAAUCUGCGCCCAAACCCAAAACUGCCGUCUCUGCCCCCACGCCGAAGGAGCAGAAGAAGCGCACCGGCUUGAAAGAGAAGGCGAAAGCGCACAAGAGCAAGCGCGAGGGCGACAUACCUGUGCUCGGCGGCGCGGACUACGUGGAGCUCAUGCUUGGAGGGAGACGUAAAGCGGCAGCGGAGGCGGCGAAGCUUCCCAAGGACCCCGACUCGUAG
This is a messenger RNA of Dichomitus squalens LYAD-421 SS1, 297 nucleotides long. RefSeq lists its product as uncharacterized. The transcript is spliced from 2 exons. The coding region runs from base 1 to 297 and encodes 98 amino acids. Lineage: Eukaryota; Fungi; Basidiomycota; Agaricomycetes; Polyporales; Polyporaceae. The record is from RefSeq and is a predicted model, not a curated record.